Messenger RNA from Musa acuminata subsp. malaccensis (wild Malaysian banana), 1695 nucleotides. RefSeq lists its product as uncharacterized. Lineage: Eukaryota; Viridiplantae; Streptophyta; Magnoliopsida; Zingiberales; Musaceae. Gene Ontology annotation, biological process: mRNA splicing, via spliceosome. Gene Ontology annotation, molecular function: protein binding. The record is from RefSeq and is a predicted model, not a curated record.
AGCUGCCAAGGAAUUCGACCGCGGAAAUGAUGAGAUAUAAGGGAGGGAAAGGAAAAGAUGCGUCGCCCUAAAAAGGAGUGUUUUGCGAAAGGGGGAUUCUGGUCCGGGUUGGGUCAGACCUGCCCGCUUGAACGGCCCCUUCAGGCUUCACCAGUUAUUGUUUAGGUUCAGGUUCGAAUCCAACCGCAUCCGCUGAUCCCAUCCGUAGUUCAUCACCUGCCAAUGACGGAAACAGAGGACGGGCGGACGGACGGAAACUGGAGCCAUGAGGACCGUCCACCGCAAGGGGAGUCAUCGUAAUGAUCCGUGCUACCACCGAUCUGCGGCGUGGAUCAAGCGCACCGCAACGGAGGCUAGCUUCCCCGCCUCGUUUCCCUGCAGGAAUCUUGUUUCUGUUACACCACGGGAGUCGGCAACAAAAAGGCAAAGGGGCAAAGAAGACGACAAGGGAUCGCGUGCCCUUCCAUCCUAGGCACCGAUCGGUUCUUCUUCUUCUUCUUCUCUCCCGUCGUCAGAGAGGGGAAAUACAUUCACCGGUACAGCGAUGGCGAGGUGCCCUGGGUGGGGGAAGCUGCCGCGGUCGCCUGCGCAUCCUUCGCCAUCCCCACACGUCGAUGACGACGACGUCGUCGGCAUCGGCGCCUCCGCUGGCGGGCGCAGAAGCAUCUCCUAUUGCCGCCUCCCCGAGCAGCUUCUCCGCCUCUCCGUCCUCAAAUUGGAUGGCUCCUCCUACGAGGUGGAAGUCGCAAGGACAGCUUCCGUGGCGGAGCUGAAGAUGGAGAUCGAGGACAUCUUCAGCGAGUCCCCCGACGACGGAGGUUGCUGCAUUUCUUGGUCUCAUGUGUGGGGUCAGUUCUGCUUAUGCUACAAGGAGCAUAAAUUGAUUGAUGAUGGAGCGUCUCUUCGCAGUUUCGGAAUCAGAGAUGGAGAUCAGCUUCAUUUCAUAAGACAUCUUUCACCGAACCAGAAGACUAACCGGAGGAGACUCAAAAAUCGACGAACAGAGACCGUUGAGGAGAACGGCAAGGGUAAAGACAUCAGACGCCGCGGUUAUGUGGAUGAACAGCGUCAGGAUCAUGACCAGAGAGAUUGGAGUGCCCCGCACACACAACCCAAGUUGGGGAGUUUCUUCCGACGAUGGUGCUCUACACCGAGUCCUGGUAAGACAAAACCAGAGAGACAGAGUAAAGUUAUCGGCAAAAGCAAAAAGAUUUGCUGGGCAAUAUGUAGGUAAUCCAGCAAUACCAGUUGUAUGGUGAUCGCUAGCGGAAUUGCUUGUCCUCCCAAAAUAAACAUUGUGUUUCUUUGUGGCAAUGACUAGUACUUGGGAUAAUAAUUUGUAAGGUAACUAUAAUUGAAGAUAGUUACCAUUUGACAGCUAGCAGUUCAUAAAAAAAUUUAAUAAUUUAUCAUAAACUUUUGGACUCCAAUCCCACUUUCAUCAUUCAUUCUUUGCACACAAAAAAGAAAAAAAAGGCUAUUCUCGUUGCAACCUAUAAACUUCCUAUUGCUAACAAGAUGAUCAAAAUAAUGAUCGAAUGUAGCUUCUUAUCAGUUUCGACUAUAACAAAGGUACUAUGGUCCUCAAUUCUUUCCCAAUAAAAAAUAAACAAAUGCAAUGCAUGGAGUAUUUGUCGCAACAUAAUCUUCUAUCUAAUUGUUAUGACAUGAUGUCGAUGAUCACCCUUGAGCCGA